UCUGUGAUCACCUGUUCAAACCCUGAUGUGUUGCACCUGCGUCUCAGUUUGUUUUGUUCCGUUCCCUGAAGUUCCUGUUUCGUCAGAUUACCUGGGUCUGGAUGGAUUUCCUGAGUUUUGCCUGUUGGUUCCUCUUUCAACCUAUUUGCAUAGAGCAGCCAAACAGAAAGUAGCCUCGUGCCUCCGCUGUCAUUGCCGUGGAGCCAGGCAGAUGCUGCUGAGCGCCGUGCACCCAGAAGUAAAAAAUUCAUCAGGGAAGUGUGAGAGUGUGGAGGAGAAAAGAGGAGGAGGAGGAGCAGAGAGGAGAGGAGAGGCAGCCGGUCUCUCUCCAUCACUUGACGGGCUUUUCUGCGGCAUCCUUCAACUUCAUCAUGGAUCUCUGGAGUAAAAAAGUGCGAGGAAUUAUCACACAGCUCGUCCUGGUUCUUCUCUGCUUCUGCGGGGCGACAGGAGGAGAGGUGUGUCACAGUUCGCUGGUGUCGAAUCUACUCCCAUCAUCCUUCAGGAGCUCCUCACAGCUGUCUGCCAGCCAUGGACCAGGCUUCGCUAAGCUGAACCGGAGAGAGGGAGCUGGAGGUUGGUCUCCUCUGAGCUCAGACAGGUAUCAGUGGUUGGAGGUCGACCUCGGCGGACGCACGCAAAUCACUGCGGUUGCCACACAAGGUCGCUACGGAAGCUCUGAUUGGCUGACGGCCUACCUGCUGAUGUUCAGUGACACGGGACACAACUGGAAACAGUAUCGACAGGAGGACAACAUAUGGGCCUUUCCAGGAAACAGUAACGCUGACAGCGUGGUUCAGCACAAGCUCCAGCAUCCAGUCAUCACUCGCUACGUCCGCCUCAUCCCGCUGGACUGGAAUCCUAACGGACGGAUCGGACUCAGGCUGGAGACGUACGGAUGUCCCCACAACUCUGACGUGGUGAGCUUCGAUGGCCACAGCAGCCUUCUCUACAAGCUGAGUCCCGGGCCGAGGCGGGCGACCAGGGAAAGCAUCUCUCUGAAAUUCAAAACCCUGAGGAAUUCUGGGACGCUGCUUCAUGCGGCGGGUCGGAGCGAGCACAGCCUCACCCUGGAGUUAGAGAAGGGAAAGCUUCUGCUCGUUCUGCGGAAAGGCAGGAGUUCGUCUGCAGACGGUCGGCACCGUGUGUCUCUGGGCAGCCUGUUAGACGAUCAGCACUGGCACCAGGUCACAGUGGAGCAGCACAGUAAUCACCUCAACUUCACGGUGGACAAGAGUACAGAGUGGCUGCAGAUUCCUCCGAGACUCACCCACUGGGACCAUGAUCAGAUGAGCGUGGGCGCCGACCACGACCUCGGCUCUCGCAGGUCAUUCGGGUCGGACAGAAAUUUCUGCGGUUGUUUGGAAAACUUAAUUUACAACGACGUGAACCUGGUGGAGCUCGCUCAGCAGAGAGACCAGCUGGUCGCUGUGAAGGGCAACGUGACCUUUUCCUGUGCUGAACCCAUUUUCGUGGCCGUGACGUUCACUGGCCCCCAGAGCUUCCUCCGGUUGCCAAGAGUUGCUGAGCCGUCAUCGACGGGGAUGACCCUGGGGCUUCAGUUUAGGACGUGGAACAAGGCGGGGCUGCUGCUGACCUUUGAACUCCCGAACCAUGGUGGUGCAGUCUGGCUGUACCUAAGCAAAGCCGUGCUCCAACUCCAGAUCCACAAGCCUGGCAGGGCGCCGCUGGAGCUCAACGCAGGUUCAGCUCUGAAUGACGGUCAGUGGCACUCUGUGGUCCUGACCUCCAGACGAGGACAUCUGACCAUCACAGUGGACGGAGACGAAGGAGGCGCCGCUCAGGCCAGUCCCUCAUUUGUGGUGACUGCAACUGAACUCUUCUUCGGGGGUUGUCCCUCUGAAGGAAGCGACCAGGAGUGUAUGAACCCCUUCAAAGUUUUCAUGGGAUGCAUGCGGCUGCUGACUGUGGACAGCCAACAGCUGGAUUUGAUCAAGGUGCAGCAGAGGCUGAUGGGAAACUACAGUCACCUGCAGGUCGACAUGUGUGGCAUCAUCGACAGGCAACCAGACAAACUGGUGGUGGUUUGGACUCGCAGAAGUCGACGGAAAUCUUCCAAGUCCCACGGCUGGCAGCCUGGUAUCAAAAAUCCCUACAGAGGAGUGGUGGUGUGGCCUGUACCAGAAAACAUUGAGAUCACUGUCACUCUUUUUAAGGCAGGCUCAGAGAUCAGUGUCCUGUUACCGCUCAAUGUUUUUACCAGAGGUCCUGCCACAUACACUUCCAUACCUGCUUCUGCUGUGUUCUAA
This is a messenger RNA of Paralichthys olivaceus (Japanese flounder), 2270 nucleotides long. Lineage: Eukaryota; Metazoa; Chordata; Actinopteri; Pleuronectiformes; Paralichthyidae. The record is from RefSeq and is a predicted model, not a curated record.